Exophiala mesophila is the source of this 942-nucleotide messenger RNA. RefSeq lists its product as uncharacterized. Lineage: Eukaryota; Fungi; Ascomycota; Eurotiomycetes; Chaetothyriales; Herpotrichiellaceae. The transcript has a single exon. Gene Ontology annotation, molecular function: phosphatase activity. The record is from RefSeq and is a predicted model, not a curated record. Gene Ontology annotation, cellular component: cytoplasm. The coding region runs from base 1 to 942 and encodes 313 amino acids.
AUGUCGACUGCCGUCAUUCAUCUCGUGCGACAUGCUCAAGGCUUCCACAACCUCGGCCUCGAGUUCUCAGACCUGCUAGAUCCGCUGUUGACACCUCUUGGCGAAUCUCAAUGUGCCCAACUUCGAGAUGCACAUUUCCCACCAGAACGACAACAGUCAAUUAGUCUUGUUGCUGCGUCACCAAUGUCCCGGACAUUGCAGACCGCACAUGCGACCUUUGUCUCAGCACUAUCCAAUGGCAAGUGUCACCCUCAUAUUCUUGCUAUUCCCGAUGCUCAAGAAACAACCGACUGGCCUUGUGACACUGGGAGUGAUCUGCAUGUGUUGAAAGACCGUGCAGCAGAGCGCAGCUGGCCGGUCGAUCUUUCUCUCGUCUCUGAAGACUGGAAUGUGAAGACAAUCUCCAAUCGCUAUUCCCCCGCAGGCCCAGCUAUUCAACGGCGCGCUCGCGAUGCUCGAGCCCUUCUACGUGAAAAGGCUCGAGAAUUGGCCAAACAGGGUGAUGAGAAUGUUGAGAUUGUGCUUGUUGCUCAUGGCGCAUAUAUGCACUAUAUCUCGGACGACUGGGAGCACGCCGACAGAUUCUUGUCUACAGGCUGGGAAAACUGCGAACACCGGACGUAUACUUUUGAAAAGGACUUCAUGACAGACGAUGAUCCUGAGGCGUUUCUGACCGAGACCAUGGAUUCACGCAGGAGAAGGGGCAAGGAGCACCCAAUGUUCGACCACGAUCAACAGGUGAGCUUGUGCCAGGAGAUGAUGGUGGCCUGGGAAGGUCAAGGUUGCCAAAACCCAAUGAAGAUACCAAUCCCCUCCUCAUUGCAGCUGGGCAAUGCAGUCCCCUCGGGUAACUCAAAGAGCUUUGACCCAUAUGGGCAGGAUACCGCCCCUCAAGGAUCUAGCCAUCAGGAGACUGGUACCGAGAUUGAAGUAGAGGCCUAA